GCAGAUCCAGUCCUCGCUGACAUCAAGGAGGUUUGUCAGAGUGUGGACCAAGAGUCACCACAGGAAUCUGCAGAGGCACCUGCUCAAAGACCAGCUUUAGAGGAUGUCUUCAGUCCACGGCCAGACUCUUCACCGGGACUGAACCAGGUCUCCUCCACUAAUGAGCUGAUGGAGGUUUUCUCUGUCCAGUCGGAAGCGCCGCUGACACCCACCCAGAGCCCAUGUAUCAGUCAGCUAGAGUCUCCACAGCCCAUGCUCUCCCCCUCUCAGAUCCUCUCCAUGUUCCCCACACAGCCACUAGGGGGCUCUCCAUACUCCUCUCCCCCAUACUCUCCCACUGCCGCCAUGCCCUGGGGCCAGAGCAGCCCUCUGGGAAACCAGUGGGGACGUCCAGCUGUGGUGCCGUGGCCAACCAUGCACCACGGCGGCAUGGCAGCGUGGGCACCGUCAGGCAUCACAGCGCCCCCUGCAGGCGGCCGCACUGAGGCUCACGGCGUCGUGACCUCUCAGCCAGGGGUCAUGUGGGGAGGAAACACACCCACUUCACCCACCGCCAUCAAUGGGUACCCCACCCCUUUAAACUCUGUCCAUGCCCCGAGUGGGACAACAGGAGUUCAGCAGUCAGCGCCACCUAGUUUGAACAAUGAUCUCCUCCUGUGAUGAUUCCACAACAACAACUUUAUUCAAACAAUAAAUGACAACAUUUCAAAAACUUUAGCUCCUGUAAUGACAAUAAUAAUAAUAAUUAACACAGCUUGAUGACUUUUGGAGUAAUCUUGUGUUAUAGUGCGUUGUGAAUCUCUCUUGAGUCCAGUGAGAAUUUAACUGCUAUUUUGUUUUUAUCUUGUUUGUAAUUUCUGUGUUUGGCCACUGGCUGGAAGGAGUGGAUUAACUUUUAGAGACAAGACUGUCUAUAUAAAUUAGUAUUAGGAGCUGGUAUUAUUUAUUUAACCACUGCCACCAACAUAUACAGUAAACCACUGCUCCUCAAGAACAAAUUUCCUUUUACUGCAUGAAUCUGGGCAUUCACUUCUUAUUUAACUUGUGUAAAUAAUCAAAUAUCUGUGUUGUUAUUCAAGACAAAUGGAAGAUUAAAUCAAUUAAACACAGACAGUCAGAGUUACAGUAUCUGGUGUCCUGACAUUAACUAUCUGUUUAAACUGGAAAAUACAAUGUUUUCAUCCAAAACAGAAAAGUUUCACUGCUGCUGUUUCUCAUUAAAUGUGUUAAUAAUAAUCUUAUUUCAGUUCUCCUGCAGUACGCUCUGUUUUAUCUGAUAUAUGAAAAUGACUUUUCCUGUG
This is a messenger RNA of Lates calcarifer (barramundi perch), 1301 nucleotides long. RefSeq lists its product as uncharacterized. The record is from RefSeq and is a predicted model, not a curated record. Lineage: Eukaryota; Metazoa; Chordata; Actinopteri; Centropomidae. The annotation marks the transcript as partial. The transcript is spliced from 4 exons.